GCUUGACAGAGGUGACAUUGAAGGCUGUGUAAAUCUUUUCUUUUAAUGUGGCGUGUAAAAAUGGACAUCCUGUUCCAAAACAAGAAGAGACACAAGGCUUUGCUGGAAAAGCAGCACUAGUAAUUCUUCAAACAGCUCUAUUUUUCAGACAGGAUUCCUUUUAGGAUCCCAAAUCACACUAUAGAUCUCAAUCUUAGAAGUCUACAACCUACCAUUAACCUCCAUGUCAGUGGCUCCAGUACAAGUUACAACAUCUCCCAAAGAGGAAAUCGCUGCCAGUGGGGACUCCCCAGAGUUGGAAUGCCCCGUGUGCUACCAGGAAUAUGAUCAGGAUCGAAAACUCCCACGUAUGCUGGAAUGCCUACAUGUUUUCUGCACAGAAUGCCUUCAUAAUAUUCAGCUGUCUCCUCUCCACCCACCCGAUCCCAAUAGCCCUGCAUCCAUCUCCUGUCCCUUGUGCCGCCACGCCACCCCACUAGAAAGUGGUGAUACACACUCCCUCCCAUGCAACUCCCGUAUCCUUGCACAGCUACCUCCUGUAACUUUUCGCCUGCCUGUGUCAGUUUCCACCCGAAUGGGUACUGUCACUCAAAGGGUGAUCCUGUCUCUGGAGUCACGGGAUGCCCGGUUUAUUAUUUUACCUACAGUGAGCUUACGGGUGGAGCAGAUGGCCGAGGGCUCAGGCACCCCCGAGUCCUUAGCAGGUCCAGUGGAGGGGUUUAGGAGGAGAAAGAAUCUGAUGUGUGUCCAGAUGUUGGUUGUAAUAUUUUGGAUGCUUUUUGUCUUGGCCUGUGUGAUGGGAGUGCUGUUUGGCCCUAAUUUGUUCCACAACUAAAAGACAAAAAAAAGUAUAAAUUAAUUAAUUUACUAUAUAUAAUUUAAUGCAAAAUGAUAAACCCAUAAAACCUCAAAAUCUACUCUAUACCAUGGUAUUUUGUGUGUGUGUGUGUGUGUGUGUGUGUGUGUGUGUGUGUGUGUGUGUGUGCGUGUGUGUGUGUGUCUGUGUGUGUGUUUUAAUAAAUGUUACAUAUUUUAAUUUAGAUCAUUUAUCAACUUUAUUUAGCUCAUUUAACUAAUUACUACCUUCAAGCUUUUACUCCAUUGUCAAAAUGAAACCAUAUCCAUAUAUUAUGACAUGUCAAUAUAUGUAUUUCUUCACAAACUGCUGGAAUUCACACAUUUAUUUCACAUAUUUAAAUAAAUUACAGUCUGUUUUUUAUGUAUGCAUUAAAAAAACGAAUUGUCAUUUUGCCAUGGAAAUACCAUACUAACUACGGUAGUAAUGCGCAGGAGUUAAAUAAGCGCUAAAUUCUGCCCUCUAGUGGAUAUUUUAUAAAUAGCCAUUUGGGACUCUUCAAAGCUCUUCAUGUUUUUUGAUGAAUGAUGGUGAAAUUGUUGUAGUAUAUUACUUUAAAUUUUUCUGGUGCUACACUUAACCCUUGUUUUUUCAGAUUUCACUGAAUGAUUGUAGUUCUCAACUAGGGUGUAACAGCUGUAGCAUAUUUAGUAUAGCCAAGAUUUCAUCUCAGUUUAAUUUGUUAAGGGCUGGAUAAUGAACCAUUUCAUUUCCAUGUUUUGGCUCUACCAGGACUGUUUGUUUCUAAAAGAAUGUAAUAGAACCAAUGUGACCAACCAGUUUUCUACAAUCAAAACAUUUCUCAGCAAAUAAUGGGUAUGGUAUCUUAAUUAUAGGUGUAGUCUGUUGUUAUCAUAUACGCAUUAAAUAUGCAUAAUAGAAUUUUGUAGUUGUCAAUUCAGUCCAAAACUCUAAAUCUUGAUCAAUUAGAUUAAUUGCACUGUCCUUAUAUCUGUGCGCUAAGGCAAUAAAUUGCCUGGGAUGGGCAAAAGAGAAUUCUGGGAUGGCACUUAUUAUUAUGGCAAUUAUGAACAGGACAAUGUUUUAUUAGCAGAAUAUGUGAUUUAACCCUUGGUGUGAAAUAACCUUGUACAUACUGUAUUUUCUUUAUGUUCCUAAUAAGUGAUUUGGUUAAAACAGCUGGAAUAUAACAAUAAAGCAUGAAUUAUGCAGGAA
This is a messenger RNA of Tachysurus vachellii, 2032 nucleotides long. RefSeq names its product RING finger domain-containing protein. The transcript has 2 exons. Gene Ontology annotation, molecular function: ubiquitin protein ligase activity. The record is from RefSeq and is a predicted model, not a curated record. Gene Ontology annotation, biological process: protein ubiquitination. NCBI's taxonomy places the organism in Eukaryota, Metazoa, Chordata, Actinopteri, Siluriformes, Bagridae. The coding region runs from base 224 to 835 and encodes 203 amino acids.